Messenger RNA from Helobdella robusta, 660 nucleotides. RefSeq lists its product as hypothetical. Lineage: Eukaryota; Metazoa; Annelida; Clitellata; Rhynchobdellida; Glossiphoniidae. The record is from RefSeq and is a predicted model, not a curated record. The coding region runs from base 1 to 660 and encodes 219 amino acids. The transcript has 5 exons.
AUGGCAGAUGAAGGAAUUUUGAGGAGAGGUGAUGGAGCCGAUGAAGAAGGAAGAUUUGAUGAUGGUGAGCAGAGCAGAAGCAGGAGGACGUUGUUGCUGGUGAUGGCGGGCAGUGGAAUGAUUGGAGCGGUCGUCUGCACCAUUCUGGUGGCCUCCGUUUUUGCCCUAGCAGCUUCAACAACUACUACAACAGAUUCAACCACUACUACAACAGCUUCAACAACUACUACAGCUUUAACUACGGUCACAACUACCAACCUAGCAACAACAGCACAACCGCAACAGUUGAUCAGAUUUAGCCUGAGUAUGGAAAAUGUGGCUAAUUAUAAUUAUUGUUUCUUUGCAGUUUCUUAUUCUUCUACUUACUCUAUAGAUAUAGCUGUUCCUCUCUAUAACAACCAGAGCAUACCGGAAGAUGUUAUCAGUGGCGGGAACUACAAGUAUAAAAUGAUCGGUUUGGUAUUCAACCCUUCGAACAAUCAGACGAAUACUACUUUUGAUUUCAUUAAAAUCGAAGUUGCAUAUUUUUAUUUUUAUUUUAUCCUUUUUGUGACCAUUGUGGAGGAGCGAUAUUGUAGCGGUAAAGUGCCUGACACUGCCUCUGCAGUGACUGGAUUCGAUUGCAGAGUGUUCUCCGCAUAUCACAUGCAAUGUGUUUGA